ACGACGUACAAACUCCUCUUUUAAGAGUGGAGAUCUGUGGACACACGCUACAACAAUGCACGAACUCCAUUGUGCGGCCUAUAAACUGUUGUGAGCCAAACCUCCUGACCUGAACUCUCCUAACACGUUAAGUACCACUACCUUUCUAAAGUAAUAUAAAAUUGUUUAGUUCACUAAACUAGUGACCUAGACGACCUUAUUGCGCUACUCGAAUGCUUAUACAUUUGAGAUAGUUAGCAAUGGUGGGUGCCAGAGUAGUCGCUUGUUGCUCCUUGUCCAUCAUGGCUUUCAUGGCGGCCGCGGUGAAUGCGGGGUCCGUGCCGGCGGUGUACGUGUUCGGAGACUCUUUGGCGGAUGUGGGAAACAACAACCAUCUGUUGACGCCGAUCAUGGCGGACUUCUCGCACAACGGCAUCGAUUACCCGGGGAGGAAGGCCACCGGUCGCUUCAGCAACGGCAAGAACUCCGCCGACUUCCUAGCCGACAAGCUCGGGCUAGCAACAUCGCCACCGUACCUGGCCCUGUCCUCAAGCAGCAAUGCCAACUACGUGAACGGCGUCAACUUCGCUUCCGGUGGCGCAGGAGUCUCUAACGCCACAAACAAGAACAAGUGCAUCACCUUGGACAAGCAGAUCGAUUACUACUGUGGCGUGUACGCGUCCCUGGCGCGCAGCCUCGGGCAGGCCGAUGCCGCAACCCACCUGGCGAAGUCCAUCUUCACCAUUACUAUCGGCAGCAACGACAUCAUCCACUACGCCAAGGCCAACCCCGCCGCCACACCCUCCCAACAACAGCGGUACGUCGACGCGCUCAUCCUGACCCUCUCGGGCCAGCUGCAGAGCCUCUACAACCUCGGCGCGCGCAAGGUGCUGUUCCUCGGCACGGGGCCGGUGGGAUGCACCCCGUCGCUACGGGAGAUGAGCUCCACCAAGGUCUGCAACGUCGUGGCGAACGCCAUGGCCGUGCAGUACAACAAGGCGGCCGAGGGCGUGCUGAGCGGCAUGGCCGUGCAGCACCCGGACCUGCACUACGCGCUCUUCGACACCUCCGCCGCGCUGCUCCGCUACAUCGACCAGCCGGCGGAGUACGGAUUCGUUGAGGCCAAGGCGGCGUGCUGCGGCCUCGGGGACAUGAGGGCCAAGAUCGCCUGCACCCCUCUCAGCAGCUACUGCGCCAACAGGUCGGCCCACGUCUUCUGGGACUUCUACCACCCCACGGAGGCCACCACGCAGAAGCUUACCGACACUGUCUUCGACGGGUCUGCUCCCUUCAUUUUCCCUAUCAACGUAAGACAGCUCAGCGCUAUAUAGAGUUGUCUGUUUAGUGUUUACUGCUCAACGCUAUUACUCAUCAGUUGCGUAAACAACUGAGAAUUAUCAGGGGUGAAAUAUACUCCAUUUCUUUUACAAA
Hordeum vulgare subsp. vulgare (domesticated barley) is the source of this 1410-nucleotide messenger RNA. RefSeq names its product GDSL esterase/lipase At5g55050-like. The record is from RefSeq and is a predicted model, not a curated record. The transcript is spliced from 2 exons. Gene Ontology annotation, molecular function: hydrolase activity, acting on ester bonds. Lineage: Eukaryota; Viridiplantae; Streptophyta; Magnoliopsida; Poales; Poaceae. The coding region runs from base 240 to 1310 and encodes 356 amino acids.